AUGCAGGUCAACGAGCAAGCUCAUCAGAGCAACCAAGGCACGAGGAAGCCACCAUUCUUCUUCCGUGAGGAGUACGCGGGCUACAUUGUCAAGGGAAACUUCAUGACUUUGGCCGCCAAACCACACCUCGUUGAAGAGGGCGAGUGGAUGUCUCACCAAAUCGUCGAGCAAAACCGCAACCUCAGUGGCAUGCUGAAGAUCGUCCAAGAGGCAGACCGGAGCACUGGGCUCCCCAUCUGCAAUGAGAAGACUUGUCCAGCCAUGUCUGCCGGCUCCACCACGUAUUCUUGGAUGGACACCAACCGCAACCCCAUCAAUCUCCCAGCCCCCACGUACGUCAAGCACAUCCAGACAUGGGUCGCUGGCAAGAUCUUCGACGACACCCUCUUCCCAACCCUCACCUUCCAGACCCCACCGACUUUGCCCAACCCGCAGCAAGUCUCCAGCGAUCCCAACCAUUGGCUGGGCAAGACGUCUGGCUUUCCUCAGCGAUUCGAGUCUGAGAUCAAGAACAUGUACAAGCAGAUGUUCCGCUGCUACGCUCACCUCUACUGGUCCCAUUGGCUCGACUUCUGGAACUUGGGUGCUCACCGCGAGCUGAACACGUGCUUCGUGCACUUCGUCAACGUCGGCAGAAUCUUCGGACUGCUCUCCGAUCGAGACACCGAGCCCAUGCAACCACUCAUCGACUUGUGGAUCCGCAAGGGCGACCUUCCUCAGUCCAAGGAGAACGAGAGUGCCCAAGCUUCCGCCACGGCAUCGACUCCAACAGCUGCUGGCUCUGCUGCCUCGACGGCCAGCACUGCACCACCAAGUUCGGGUGCCGACGGAUCUUCUGCUUGA
Molecule: messenger RNA, 843 nt
Organism: Zasmidium cellare ATCC 36951
Lineage: Eukaryota; Fungi; Ascomycota; Dothideomycetes; Mycosphaerellales; Mycosphaerellaceae
Exons: 3
Coding region: 1-843 (280 amino acids)
Biological process (GO): cell division; positive regulation of protein phosphorylation; signal transduction
Cellular component (GO): nucleus; cytoplasm
Molecular function (GO): protein kinase activator activity
Source: RefSeq, a predicted model, not a curated record